ACCCCCCUCUGAACCACCAGCGUGAGCCGCGCUCGGUACCGACUCCCUGAAGCAGGCCACCCGGCUCUCACCCCCCUGUUCGUUUUAGGUUUCCCUUAGUCCUGAGCGGUACUGAGCCCAUGCUUAGGCUCCGCUUACUAACGUGGGACGUGAAGGACACGCUGCUGCGGCUGCGGCAGCCGGUGGGUGAGCGCUAUGCGGCCGAGGCCCGGGCUCGGGGGGUCCAGGUGCAGCCAGAGGCUCUCGGUCGGUCGUUUCGGGAGGCGUAUGGAGCCCAGAGCCGGCAUUUCCCCAACUACGGCCGGGGCCAGGGGCUCAGCUCCCGGCAGUGGUGGGUCGAUGUUGUGAAGCAGACCUUCAGGCUCUCAGGCGUGCACGAUGAUGGAGUCCUAACACUGAUGGCAGAAACCCUCUACCAUGACUUCUGCAGCGCCUGUAACUGGGAGGUGCUGCCGGGAGCCCACGAGACCCUGAGCCAGUGUUGCCAGCGUGGCUUCCACAUGGGGGUUGUUUCCAACUUUGAUAACCGGCUGGAAAAUAUCCUCUCCCAGUGCAAUCUGAGGCACCACUUUGAAUUCAUCCUCACCUCCGAAGACGUGGGCUUUGCCAAGCCAGACGGGAGGAUCUUUGAGAAAGCCCUGCGCCUUGGCAGGGUCACCCCGGAGCAGGCGGCUCAUAUCGGGGACGACUACACCCGGGAUUACCAGGCAGCCCGAGCCGUGGGCAUGCACAGCUUUCUGCUCCGGGUGGCUGGGCAGGGUGAGGAGACACAGGUACCCCCCGAGCACGUCCUGCCCGCGCUCAGCCACCUCCUGGCUCUGAUUGAGAAGGGGUAGCUGUGUUUCAGGGGAGCAGUGCUGCUGCCAAGCAGUGAACCAGUCCUGGCCUGUGAUUUCUUGCUGAUUGGGCAGGGAAAGAAGGGAGCACUUCUGAGCACAGGGAACAGUGCUGCCUGCGGAGCAAUAAAAUGCAUCUGAUGCUCA
Molecule: messenger RNA, 983 nt
Organism: Athene cunicularia (burrowing owl)
Lineage: Eukaryota; Metazoa; Chordata; Aves; Strigiformes; Strigidae
Gene: HDHD3
Product: haloacid dehalogenase like hydrolase domain containing 3
Exons: 1
Coding region: 120-836 (238 amino acids)
Source: RefSeq, a predicted model, not a curated record